AUGUUUCUAUCCCUCCUUUCAGCCCUCUGUCUGGGCCUGCCACUUAGCUAUGCCUAUCCAUGCGGAACUCAGGACCGCCAACGCCCCAUCGUCACCCUCAGCGAUGGCAUAGUGAUGGGGAAAGCCAGCCAAGUCCCAUCGGCUCCCCAUCUUACGGUUCACCAGUACCUAGGCGUUCCUUUUGCCGAGUCUCCACCCAAGCGCUUCUCACCCCCAGAGGAUCCUGCCCCCUGGAGCUCUUCCUGGGAUGCAAGCUAUUUCCGCCCCUCGUGUAUCCAGCAUUUCCCAGGUGAUGAGUUUCGGGCCAUAUUCAACACCCCUCCACUUCCAGAAAGCGAAGAUUGCCUGUAUCUCAACGUCUUUACUCCUUCAAACGUUCCUUCUGAGGGCUUGCCAGUGCUCUUUUGGAUUCACGGGGGCAGCUUCUCGCUCGGGUCGGCCCGCGUCCCAGAUUUUGACGGUUCCUCAUUUGCCGCUAACCAAGGUGUCGUGGUUGUUACCAUUAAUUACAGAAUGAACGUCUUUGGCUUCCCGGGAUCUUCCGCAAUUCCACUAGAGCAGCGAAACAUUGGGCUCAUGGAUCAGCGAAAAGCACUUUCCUGGGUCAACAAGAACAUUCGAGCUUUCGGUGGUGACCCAUCAAAAGUCACCAUAUUUGGCGAGUCGGCUGGUGGUUGGUCAGUCAAGCAGUUGCUCAUCAACCCCCCAUCUCCUCCUCAGUUCCGUGCCGCCAUUCUGCAGAGUCAGGCCUUUGGACCCCAAGCCGAUAACGAAAAGUCGUGGGACAUAUUGUUAGAAGAGUUGAACUGCAACAAAUCCAGCACGACUUCCUCAGACCUCGAAUGUGUCACGAAUGCUGAAGUCGAUUCCAUCCGAAAAGUGCUGAAGAAUCGUGGGCUUGCGUUCAGCCCAAUCUUCGACAACUCCACAAACGGCCCAGUUUUUCUUGAUGCUAUCAACCAAAACUUAACUGCCCAGGUUCCCAUUCUGAUUGGAACCAACGCUGAUGAAGGAUCCGUCCUGGCAUCUGUCAUGCCCCCUCCGGAACUGCUGCUCGAUGGCAUAUUCGGAAACGACACGGCUUCCAAACGUCUGGCUCGUUCAGCAUACCCAUCUGACGCCACCGACUAUGAGCUGAAGUCCCUUAUCACCACCGACUACACAUACACAUGCACUACGUCUAUGAUUGCACGUACUGCAGCCAGUGCUAGGCAACAGGUCUGGCGAUACUACUUCAAUGCCAGCUUUCCCAACAACCAGCCCUUUCCCGGGGCAGGAGUAUGGCACACAUCCGAGAUUCCUCUUGUUUUUGGAACGUACAAAGAAGAUAAUCGGACCACUGCAGAACAAAGGCGGCUCAGUAGAACGAUGCAGCAAGCUUGGGGAGAUUUUGCCAAGUCUCCAGAAUUGGGUCCGGGGUGGGCUGCAGUCGGCACGGGAACGAAUGAUCUGAGGCUUUUUGAUGCAGGGGAGGCUAUCUUCGGGCAAAGUGUUGAGUCCAAGGCCGUUAAUGAGAUUUGCACGUAUUACGAUGCGGAACUCAUCACAAAUGGGUUCUAA
Molecule: messenger RNA, 1560 nt
Organism: Fusarium vanettenii 77-13-4
Lineage: Eukaryota; Fungi; Ascomycota; Sordariomycetes; Hypocreales; Nectriaceae
Exons: 3
Coding region: 1-1560 (519 amino acids)
Molecular function (GO): cholinesterase activity
Source: RefSeq, a predicted model, not a curated record